AUAGUCUCGCAUCAUUUGUAUCUUUGUGUUUAUUGAGAAAUAAGAUAAGUUAGAAGCAAUGAGGCCUAAAUUUGUGUUGUUUGGUUCUUCCAUUGUUCAAUACAAUCAUUAUGGUGAAGGUUGGGGAGCUACUCUUGCUCAUUUGUACGGUCGUAAGGUUGAUAUAGUUUUGCGGGGAUAUGCUGGUUGGAAUUCAACGCGUGGUCUACAAGUUGUGGAUGAUAUUUUUCCUAAGAUUUCCAUUGAGCAACGAGACCAACCAGCAUUGGCGAUUGUGUAUUUUGGUGGUAAUGAUUCUCAUCUUCCACAUCCAAGUGGUCUCGGUCCUCAUGUACGAUUGGAGGAAUACAUUCAAAAUAUGUGUAAGAUUGCUAAUUAUCUAAAGAUAAAUUCACCGAAGACUCGCCUUAUAUUCCUCAGUUGUCCUCCCAUCGGUGACGAGCAAACAGAAGGCAACAUUGAUGCAUUUGGGAAAGCAAUAAGGACAAAUGAAGUUCGUAAACAAUAUUCAGAUGCACUUUUAAAUAUGUGUAGUCAUAUGAACAUCAAGGCCAUUGAUUUGUGGUCUUUAAUUCAGAGAAGAGAUGAUUGGAAAGAAGUUUGUUUCAUUGAUGGAAUUCAUUUCUCUGCUGAGGGGAGUGAAAUGGUGUCAAAGGAAAUAAUUAAGGUUAUCAAAGAAGCAGAGUGGGAACCAAAUCUAUAUUGGAAGACAAUGCCAGUUGAAUUUGGAGAAGAUUCACCGUUUGAUCCAAUUCAUCCAUUGGAUCCAACGAAAACUAUUAAUAUCUCCAAUAUUCCAUUCCCACAUGGUGAGGAUUGGGAGUGGGAGUAGACUUAUGUCCCAAAUUCAAGGAUCCUUAGGGAAUUUGCCUAGGGAAAUAUGGUAGUCUUCAAUUUUAUAUGUUCAAUAAUAAAUGGGUGAUCAUGACUUGAUCGUGGUUAUUCACCAUGUGAGUAGUGAAAUUUGAUUUUGUUUGUGCUCAAGUUAAGCCAAUUGGUGGGCUUAAGAAAUUAUGGCAGUCUUUAAUCUUACAUUUGUUCAACAAUAAUAAGGUGAUCUGGUUUUUCAUCAUGUGAUUAGUGAUGUUUGACUUUGUGCUUUAAUUGAGCCAAUUGUUGUAACUACAUCAUUGUUUUAUUUUAUGGUUUUGGCUAAAGAUUA
Messenger RNA from Medicago truncatula (barrel medic), 1162 nucleotides. Its product is annotated as GDSL esterase/lipase CPRD49. Bases 59 to 832 code for a protein of 257 amino acids. The record is from RefSeq and is a predicted model, not a curated record. NCBI's taxonomy places the organism in Eukaryota, Viridiplantae, Streptophyta, Magnoliopsida, Fabales, Fabaceae. The transcript is spliced from 6 exons.